Molecule: messenger RNA, 1733 nt
Organism: Vidua chalybeata
Lineage: Eukaryota; Metazoa; Chordata; Aves; Passeriformes; Viduidae
Product: bile salt-activated lipase-like
Exons: 11
Coding region: 13-1701 (562 amino acids)
Biological process (GO): chemical synaptic transmission; modulation of chemical synaptic transmission; presynaptic membrane assembly
Cellular component (GO): synapse; cell surface; postsynaptic specialization membrane
Molecular function (GO): sterol ester esterase activity; triacylglycerol lipase activity; signaling receptor activity
Source: RefSeq, a predicted model, not a curated record
GCUGCCCUCACCAUGGCUCGCUGGCACAUCGUGGGCUUGGCCCUGUGCUCCUACCUCGGGGUAGCCUGGGCUGCGACCCUGGGUGUGGUGCUCACCGAGGGAGGAUUUGUGGAAGGUGAGAGCAAGAAACUGGGACUCUUUGGGAGCUACAUUGACAUCUUCAAAGGGAUUCCAUUUGCUGCUCCUCCAAAGAGACUGGAAGACCCCCAACCUCACCCUGGCUGGGAUGGAACCCUGAAGGCAAAAGAAUUCAAAAAACGCUGCAUGCAGAUGAAGCUGACACAGACUGAUGUCCGUGGCAGCGAGGAUUGUCUCUACCUGAACAUCUGGGUCCCUCAAGAGAGAAAAGAGAUCUCUACCAAUCUGCCUGUGAUGGUUUACAUCUACGGCGGUGCCUUCCUGGUCGGAGGCAGCCAGGGAGCCAAUUUCCUGGACAACUACCUGUACGAUGGGGAGGAGAUCGCCGUGCGGGGCAACGUCAUCGUGGUGACCAUCAACUACCGCCUGGGGCCGCUGGGCUUCCUGAGCACCGGGGACCAAAACCUGCCAGGGAACUACGGGCUCAAGGACCAGCACAUGGCCAUUGCCUGGGUGAAGAGGAACAUCAAGGCCUUUGGGGGUGACCCAGACAACAUCACCAUCUUUGGGGAAUCGGCCGGUGCCGCCAGUGUCUCCCUGCAGACACUGUCUCCAAAGAACAAGGGCCUGUUCAAGAGAGCCAUCAGCCAGAGUGGUGUUGGGGUCUGCAGCUGGGCCAUCCAGAGGGACCCGCUCGUCUGGGCCAAAAAGCUUGGAGAAAAGGUGGGCUGCUCCACAGACAACACCACUGUCUUGGCCAACUGCCUCCGUAUCUCUGACCCCAAAGCCUUGACUCUGGCCUACCACCUGCAGCUCACCAACCUGCCCAUGCCCCUGGUGCACACCCUCGCCCUCUCUCCGGUUGUGGAUGGGGAUUUCCUCCCAGACGUGCCCGAGAAGCUCUUUGCCAACGCUGCCGACAUCGACUACGUGGCCGGGGUCAAUGACAUGGACGGGCACAUCUUUGCCGGCAUUGAUUUACCCGCCAUCAACCGCCCGCUGGUGAAAGUCACUGCUGACCAGGUCUAUGAUUUGGUCAAAGGCCUCACUGUGGACAGGGGCGAGGCUGGAGCCAACGCCACCUACAACAUCUACACACAGAGCUGGGGUGACAAACCCGAGCAGGAGGUCGUGAAGAAGACAGUGGUGGAGCUGAUCACUGACUACAUCUUCCUGAUUCCCACACAGCUGGCACUGGACCUGCACCUGCAGAAUGCCAAGAGUGGCAAGACCUACAGCUACGUGUUCUCCGAGCCGUCCCGCAUGCCCAUCUACCCUGGCUGGGUCGGGGCAGACCAUGCUGAUGACCUGCAGUACGUGUUUGGGAAGCCCUUUGCCACCCCCCUGGGCUACUGGCCUAAGCACAGGACUGUCUCAGAGGCCAUGAUUGCUUACUGGACCAAUUUUGCCAGGACUGGUGAUCCCAACGAAGGGCAUUCGGCUGUUCCCGUUUCCUGGCCAGCCUACACCAACAAUGGCAGGUACUACCUGGAUAUCAACCACAAGAUGAACAAGGACUCUGUGAAGCAGGAUCUGAGAUCCCGGUUUGUGACCUUCUGGAACUCCGUCUAUCUGAAGCUGCCACAGGUUGCCGACAUCUCCCAGUCGGAGUUAACGUUCUGAACCCUUUAAAGAUAGUUCAUUAAAGGCUUCUA